AUGCCAUUGGCGCCUCAUCGCCGCCGAGGGUUCCCUCCACCGGUGACCACGGAGCGCUGCUUCGACGCUGCUUCGACGCUGCUCCGACGCCGCUCGCAUGAUCACGAUUGCCCUCUCCCUCUGCGAUCGCUAGCACUUUUACCUCUAUUUCUGCUGCUUCUCUUCAGUAACCCGGUCUGGGGUGGUGCUACCACCGUGCCCACCACCAUUAUCAGAAACAUCACAGCGCUCUCCAGUCAGAUAGCAUACGAGGAGCGCAUCGAUAGCAACAUCACCACGUUAACGACGACCAACGCCGACACCCUCAAUGGGGUCAUACAAGGCCUAUUAUACGUUCCCGAAAUAACCCGCAUGCCAUCCUGCGACGCCCAGCAGUACGACUUUAUCCCAAGAAAUGUUACUCGCCGCUCCAACCUCCCUCCCACAAACUACAAUCUCAUUGCUCUUGCUCCCUGGUUCAGUAUAGACUGCACUGUAGCCUACCUCGCAUCCGCCCGCUCCGAUCCCAUCCGUGCCUUUAUUUUUUACAAGCCAAACAAUUCGUCAAACAAACCCCAGGACGUCGACUCCCCCGUCUGGAACCUCGACGACGAUGGCGCGUGGAGGAAGCAAAACCAGUAUCCCGUCUUUGCCGUCUCGGGUCUCGAGGGUCAGAAAAUGAUGACUCAACUCAGCUACUACUCGGGGACUGUUGACCAGAUACCCCAUGGCCAGGAGAUUGCGCAACUCUACGGACCUAAUCCGAAAGACUAUGUUCGAAUAUGGACCGAGCUAACCAUGAAGAAUCCCGCCAAUAUUCCCGCUUUGUGGAUAUUUUUCCUCAUAGUCAUCAGUGCUUUGCUGGCCAUCAUCGGUGGAAUUUCGCUCACUAUGCAUCUGAUACAGAGGCGACGCCGCCACUCGCUGAGACGUCGCGUAGAAUCUGGCGAGGUUGAUCUGGAAGCCAUGGGUAUAAAGCGGUUGACCGUACCGUACACACACGUCAAGUCGUUCCCUCUAUUCACCUACAACCAAGACCCGGAUUCGCUCAACAGCCCGCCAACUCCCUCGUCUCCCGGCCCGCGUGGGAAAACGAGGAGAAGUCGCAGACAUGACCGAGUCGCCCCCAGUGAUAUUAUAUCUCCCAGUGAGCAGAGCGUUCGCAGCACACGGAGCGUGCGAAGCAAGAGGUCGAGUAUAACAGGGUCCGAUACUACUGCCACCAACUUCCAGCCUAACUGUCAUAUAUGUCUUGAUCGGUUUGAACAUCGUGUUACUAUCAUCAAAGAACUCCCUUGCGGCCACAUAUUUCAUCCCGACUGCAUAGAAGAAUAUCUUCUCGAAAACAGCUCAUUAUGCCCGAUGUGCAAAUACUGCCUGCUUCCUCGCGGAUACUGCCCUCCCAUUACCAACGGAAUGGUCCGCCGCGAACGUGCACUGCGGAAACUGCGAGGGAGAGUUGAUUUGGACGACUCCUCUCUGGAAUCUGGCGAGAACAAAAUCAAGGGCUGGACAAGGAAAAUACUCCACUUACAGCACCAUGCAGCUCCGCCCGAUGUUCCUCUGACGCCAAUCAAAGGCAAUAAGCCAGAUAAAGAUCCUUCUGGGAAGAAAACAUCCACGUCUACAGAGCAGCCUGUUGCGGAAACUGAAGCUGCUAGAGAAAUACCAUUGACGCCGUCUGGAACGACAAUUAUGGAAAUCUCCGAAUCUGAAGAGGAUGCAGUCGGAGAGACAACAGCCACUGUAACGCAGAAUCCGGCGGCGGCAACUCGGACAAAGACCCGCAAGCCUCAGCCUCGCGCUUUGAGAUUAUUACCCACGGCUCCAGAGGGUGUUGAGCUGGUAGUGACACAGCGUGCCGGAGGACAUAGCCCUUCGUCGUUUGCACGAGAGCGUAUGCGGGAGAUUGCAAGCCAGAAUGCGCCAUUUGAGGACCCGGACUUGAGGCGCCCUAAAUGGCGGCGCGUCAUCUCGAGUGUCUUUCCUGGAUUCACAUAA
Molecule: messenger RNA, 1980 nt
Organism: Trichoderma gamsii
Lineage: Eukaryota; Fungi; Ascomycota; Sordariomycetes; Hypocreales; Hypocreaceae
Exons: 4
Coding region: 1-1980 (659 amino acids)
Biological process (GO): ubiquitin-dependent protein catabolic process
Cellular component (GO): cytoplasm
Molecular function (GO): ubiquitin protein ligase activity
Source: RefSeq, a predicted model, not a curated record